UCGUUUGUUGCUAAAGCAGGAGACAUUCAAGCUUCUGUCCUUUGCUUCUAACCCUCGUCUCUUCUUCUUCGGCGCGCUGUAGAGGCUGUUAGAGGCUCUCAGCCUCAAAGACUGUGCUGGAGGGAAAGAUCUCGCGAGAGCUCCAAGCACGGGCUCAGCUGGCCGUGGCUUUGCUGCAGUCGGAGGGAGAAGGCAGGCAAGGCAGGCAGGCGGCAAUAUGGCGGACAGAGACAGUGGAAGUGAGCAGGGAGGAGCGGCCACGGGCCCAGGCUUCGGCUCCAUGCACUUAGCUGCAGGAGGGGCGGGCUCGGCUUCCGGGCUCCAGCACGAGACGCAGGAGCUGGCGUCAAAGCGGGUCGACAUCCAGAACAAGCGCUUCUAUUUGGACGUAAAGCAGAACGCAAAGGGCCGCUUCUUGAAGAUAGCCGAAGUCGGGGCCGGCGGAAACAAGAGCCGCCUCACUCUCUCCAUGUCCGUGGCUGUCGAGUUCCGAGACUACUUGGGGGACUUCAUCGAGCACUACGCCCAGCUAGGACCGAGCAACCCCGGGAUGGUACAGGACGAGCCCAGGCGGGCGCUAAAAAGUGAGUUCCUGGUCCGAGAAAAUCGGAAAUAUUACAUGGAUCUGAAAGAGAACCAGAGAGGACGGUUUCUACGGAUCAGACAGACCGUUAACCGGGGGCCCGGGUUGGGAUCCACGCAAGGCCAGACGAUCGCUCUGCCCGCCCAGGGACUUAUUGAGUUCCGCGACGCUCUGGCUAAACUUAUUGACGAUUACGGUCUGGAGGACGAGCCGGCGGAGCUGCCCGAAGGCUCGUCGUUGACUGUGGACAAUAAGCGGUUUUUCUUCGACGUUGGGUCCAAUAAGUACGGUGUCUUUAUGAGGGUGAGCGAGGUGAAGCCCACCUACCGCAACUCUAUCACGGUGCCCUACAAAGUGUGGUCCAAAUUCGGGAACACUUUCUGUAAAUAUGCCGAGGAGAUGAAGAAGAUCCAGGAGAAGCAGCGGGAGAAAAGGGCAUGCGAGCUGCAACAGGAGGAGAUGCAGGCGGACGAUGGAGAUGAGGAUUGAUAACGGAGGAAAACAUGCAAGAUUAAUGAAAAUAACCACAGAAUUAAAGUUCAAACUCUACUGUAUAAAGGAAGGAUCUAAAGAUUUUAACUGUCAAAGUUUAACUCCAAGGGAGCAUCACUCAGUAUAAGAAAACCUCCACAACCUGACAGUUAUGACAUGUUGUCACUCAUCGCUGGAUGUUACCCCACUUAUCACCAUUAAUACAGUAACAGGCUGCUAAACAAAGUAAUAACAUUAUAUUCGAACAUUGAUUCCUACUUGAUAAUAUUGAACGGAGUGUUUAUUUCCCUUAUUAACAGAACUUUUGUACCAGUUAAAGCUAUUGUUAAAAAGGUGUUUGCAAUGUUCAAAUAGAAAAAGAGGGGAGGGGGGUUACUUUACAUGUGAGCUAAUGACUUCAGCACAAAUCCGAUAUUUUGAUCUUUCAAAAAAGAAUCCAAAUCUUUAUUUAAACAACAAAAAAAGUGAUCACAUGUACUUGCCAUUACCUUUACCUGUGAGUAGAGAUGUGUUUACACAUAAAUCAUUUAUGAGGGCUAGGCUUGCUAUGGAAAGUGGUUAGAUGUCAUGCAGUACAUAAAAAGGAAUAUAGAGGCAUUUUCAUGAAAUGAAAUAAGUGCUAUAUUUGUUGUGCAAUAUGCAUUUGAGAUGAAUUAAUUAUAUUAAACUGGUCAACAGUUGUUGACAUGGCCGUUGCUAGAGGCAUUCAAAGAAAUAUAGAUAUCGUAAUUCUUUUUGUUUUAUAUUGUUGCCAUGCCGAUGGAUAUAUUAUAGACUACCUUUCUGUCUUAUCAUUGAUGCAAUGUGUUAACUUAAAAAAAGGUACUAAGUGUUUUUGAUGGAGGAAAUGCAAUGAGAACAUGUAGCAAUUUGCCCCAGUUGAAAAAAUUAAGACACACACAAGAGGUUUAAGUGGCUCAAUUCAAUGCAGACGAGGGUUACGUGAAAAUAGAGAUGCACCGAUCAGCAUGAUGAUUUCCUUUAAAAUGAGAGAGGCCCAAUUUUUUUUUUUACAUUUGACUUAUGAGCUAUAAUGCAUGAAGAAAGGGUCACAAAUUAAAAGUAUUACAUGAAUAUUUUUGAUGUUUUCGUCGACAUUCAAAAAAUUGCAACAAAUUACGCGCUAUAGCUAAGAAAUGCUGAUGGUUCUCAGUUUUUAUACUUAUUUGAAUAGAAAUUGUUUGUUUUCUUCGCAUUAUUUGACCUGCAGAUCAACUAUUGGAGCCCAUGAAGACCAAAUCAGGGUGCAUCUGUAUCCAU
Cyprinodon variegatus (sheepshead minnow) is the source of this 2335-nucleotide messenger RNA. It is a transcript of the gene puraa, whose product is annotated as transcriptional activator protein Pur-alpha-like. The transcript has 2 exons. The coding region runs from base 218 to 1072 and encodes 284 amino acids. The record is from RefSeq and is a predicted model, not a curated record. Gene Ontology annotation, biological process: regulation of transcription by RNA polymerase II. Gene Ontology annotation, molecular function: DNA-binding transcription factor activity, RNA polymerase II-specific; purine-rich negative regulatory element binding; RNA polymerase II transcription regulatory region sequence-specific DNA binding. NCBI's taxonomy places the organism in Eukaryota, Metazoa, Chordata, Actinopteri, Cyprinodontiformes, Cyprinodontidae. Gene Ontology annotation, cellular component: nucleus.